Monascus purpureus is the source of this 1716-nucleotide messenger RNA. NCBI's taxonomy places the organism in Eukaryota, Fungi, Ascomycota, Eurotiomycetes, Eurotiales, Aspergillaceae. The record is from the annotation of a GenBank genome assembly.
GGGAAUCCCAUUCCAGCCUCUCACGUGAGCUGACAUUACGCAUACGGUACCGGUAACUUACCAGCCACGCCGAAAGAGCUUGCUUACCUCAUUCGCCCUCGCUCUUCCUCUCUCGCCCAUCUCCUCCAAAGCAGCUUAUACACGAAGUAUCAGGCCUUUUUUGCGCUUGAAUCUCUGUCAUCGAUUCGUCUCCUCUUGCACUCGUUGCCAUCUUCCCCUCUUUUUAUUCGAAUUGAAACGCGCCCGUCAUCGACGCGUUCUUCAUUGCUGUUCGUACCUCGAUGCAGCCCGCACUAGCUCCAGCGCCGCAUCCAGGCAUGCAACCCUCUGCUCAGGAUCAUGCUGAUCAAGUACUGCAUGACCAACUCCUAGCUGCCCAGCAGCACCUAUCUGCCCAUCAACACCAGGCUCCCCCGCGGACGCAUCCUUCUGCACCUCAGCCUCAUACGGCGAGUCCACGCGACCAACAUAACAUUGACCCUGCCAUUGCGGGGCCCUCGUUGCUGAGCCGUCCUCCAGAGCUUCAAGCCCGACCAGAAAGCCCCAGCGAUGAUGGCGUGAAAACUUAUGGCAAGCGGCCGUUGUCGACCUCGAAACGUGCUGCACAAAACCGUGCCGCACAGAGGGCAUUCCGUCAGCGUAAAGAGACUUAUAUCCGCAAGCUGGAGGAGCAAGUGAAACAGUUCGAACAAAUAACGGAGAGCUACAAAGCGCUACAUGCGGAGAACUACCAGCUGAGAGAAUAUAUUAUCAGUCUGCAGUCUCGUUUGCUGGAUUUGCAGGGCGAAGUACCCGAGCUUCCCCCGAAUAUCGAUCUCAGCCAACCACGACCAGAGCUGCCCAUUCCCUCUCCUACCGGCGCUGCACCUGGUCCGGCAGGGUCUCCGCACACAAGCGCGCCUCCCUCGGCGGCCCAGCAGGGCCAUCUACCUCACGGCCAGACUCCCGGGCCAAAUGAUGACUUAAAUUCCCUAAAUCGUAUAGCAGUUGCUGGUCUUGGGAUGCGCAAGCAUCCUAAUGAAGACCCAAACUAUCCACCGAACAACAUGGAGGCCAAGCGCAUGCGCAACGAUGGCAACCAAGCUGAUGCAUCUGGAGUGCCUAAAUCCGAGCCCCCAAAUGGCCUCCCGGCUGUAUAGGUUCAUUUGCCUACACGUACAAGGGUACCAUAUGUCCUGGCAACGGUCACUUGACUACGUUAACAGUAUAUGAUAUUGGAAUAUUUGCCGUUGCAAGGGUGCCGUCUUGUUUGGACCCCUCUUCCUAUCAUCCUUGUUCUAAUAUGCGGAGUCCGGAGUGAUGAUAUUACGGUGCGAUUUUGGCCUCGGGCUUUCCUGUCCCUUCAUUCGUGUCUUCCUCCCUAUUCUGCGUGCCUGUUCUUAUUAUAGUCCUUGCACUUGAAUUGUUUCAACCGACGCCAUGGAAAGGGAAAUAGUUCCCUGCUGACGUCGAUGUCUGGAACAGCUAUAACUGGAAGUUUGCCAUUCCUGUUACGAUUCCCCUUUUUUUGAUUCUUGUUUCUUUAAGUAAUGUACUCGUUAUACUGAUCUAGUGGCUUCCUGGCCUUCUCAUCAACAUAACGAUGAAAAUGAAAGAAAAAAAAAUUUACUUGCAUUAAUUUUGGCCAGCUUGAUCCAUGAGGUUUGGCACUCAUUACCCCCUUUCAGAGAUCCGUGGUUUGAUAAGCAGGCCUCAGACACUAUUAAAGCCUUGUUA